Molecule: messenger RNA, 2986 nt
Organism: Vespa velutina
Lineage: Eukaryota; Metazoa; Arthropoda; Insecta; Hymenoptera; Vespidae
Product: DDB1- and CUL4-associated factor 10
Exons: 6
Coding region: 733-2823 (696 amino acids)
Cellular component (GO): Cul4-RING E3 ubiquitin ligase complex
Molecular function (GO): protein binding
Source: RefSeq, a predicted model, not a curated record
ACUCACGCUUUAAUUUCAAUACUUUUCGAUGCUUGCUUCACAAGAGAUGUAUACACAAGAGAUAGAUAUAUAUAUAUUUCUUUUUAAAAGAGGAGUUCAUGAUUUUUUCUAUAGAGGGCACUAAAAGAAAAAAGUCAGCGCAGAGGGUUGCAUGUGUCAUCAUAACCUUAUACAUUCGCGUAUUCAGGUGAAGUUCGUAGCUGAAUUCAUACUGAUUUCUAAUGUGCAAUCGCUAGUCGACAGCUACUGCGAGAUAUCGAUGUUAAACGUCAAAGUAAAGAUGGCGUGGAUUUGUAUUGUGUCUGGUUUUUAAACUUUAUUUGAAUCUUAUCGAAACGUGACAGGAAAAGAGAAUAUAGUCAUUUGAUAUAUUGUUCAUAAAAUUCAAGAUCGCACCAAGGAUCUUUAACGAGAAAAAACGUAAAAACAUUUUUUGAAAGGUCACGUGCAACUUUGUCCACAAGUGGCAUUUUAUACUUAACCUAAUCUCGCGUGAACCUUGAACCAUCGUGUUUAAAUUGAUCCUAUGUAUAGGAUCUUUAUUAGUCUUGAAGAUUCAACGAAUUUUUAAUUUAAAACCGUUUUUAUUACUGAAAUAGCAAAGAUUGGUUUUUUAGGCAAAAGGAAGAGCCAGAAAUUUUCUUUGAAGUUAUAAUUAAAUUCACAAUUUAUCAAACAUAUUUUGACUUGUUUUUGUAUCAAUAGACAGCUUCGUUUGAAUGUAGAAAAUAUAUGUAUUCGGGUGAAAUGCCUAAAAUAAAAACCAAGCAAACGUCAAACAAUUUAUGGAUAAGACAACGCGAACUAGGCAUAAGAUUUCCUCUGGGUCAUAGUGAUCGUUUUCACAAAACUCUUUACUCUUCCAUUUUUCCCAUAACAUCUUGGGAUCAUGGAGAUAAUUUGGCUGUUGCCAGACAUGGUGGUGUUUUUAAUUUGGAGUAUUCGCCAGAUGGAUCACUUUUAUUGGCAGCAUGUGAAAAGAAAAGUAUUCUGAUGUUCGAUCCAUUAUGUAGGAAAUUAGUACGAGCUAUAGAUAAUGCUCAUAACGAUUGUGUGAAUUGCGUAAGAUUCCUGGAUCAACGGAUGUUCGCUACCUGUUCUGAUGAUAGUACUGUUGCUCUCUGGGAUGCUAGAAAUUUGAAGCAGAGAAUAAGAACUUUGCAGGGACAUUCUAAUUGGGUUAAGAAUAUAGAAUAUAGUCCAAAAGAUGGUUUAUUAUUAACUAGUGGAUUUGACGGUAGCAUAUAUACUUGGGAUAUUAAUAGUUUUACUGAAAAUAGUUUUCUUUAUACUCGUGUCUUUCAUACAAAUGGAUUGAUGCGAACGAGACUUAGCCCUGAUGCCAGUAAAAUGUUAAUAUGUACUACAUCUGGAUAUCUUAUUAUUAUACACAAUCUCAAAUUAAGUACCCUUGCACAAGACUUGGCUGGAUUCAAGCCUAACAUGUAUCGACUGAUGCAAUUAUCUCAAACCACUAUACCGGUUGCUGCCACUUAUACACAUUUGUUUUCUCAUUCUCGUACACAUAACAGAGUAGAAUUCUUAACGGAUUUUCCUGUUGGAGAUGAUGCUGAAGUAAUUUCUAGUCUUCAAGUACAUCCGCAAGGAUGGUGUGCCUUGUCUCGAAAUAUCAGUAAUGGAGAAAAGUCAGAGUGGACUUGUAUUCAUGAUAUUCAAGAAAGAGAUAUGUCCGAGUGUAUCGAUCAAGUGAAAGAAGCUGAAGAAACGUCUCAAUUCAACGAAUCGACGAUCGAAGAAUUUGAAGAGUCACAACAGCCGCAAUCUUCACGUUCAGGAAUAACGUCGUCCUUCGUGAUUGAGAGCGCAAAUCGUGCGAGAGUCGUUCACACUGUAUCUGAUGUAAGGCCAAACUCAUUUGCUUCUACAGAAAAUUCUCAACCGAUAACACCAUCAAGAGCAAUGAGUUGGCGGGAAAGUUCGCGUCGUAACGUACGUUCGCAAUCGAGAAGUCCAAGACCGGAAAGGAACUUCGUUAGGACCAAUUUCGGUUUAGUUGAAGUAAGCUCGAACGAUUCUCGAACGAACGCGAAUCAAGAGGAGGAUAGACAAGAUGGUAGAUAUAUUGUUGCUGCGGAGGAUAAUAGCGAAGCUGCGAAUGAUGAGUCGGCAGAUGAUCGAAAUAGAGAGAGAGAACAAGAAUAUAGAUCUCAGAGAUCGAAUUCGCAAUUGAACGAUUUAAGAAGACGCAAUGUAAUUGAUAAUUUUUCUACUGCCAAUGUAGAAUUGUACGUUAAUAACAGUGACGUUUGGGAAGCUCUCGUAGCAAUUAGAGAAGCGAGACUUCGGAGGGAUCGCGAGAGAGAAUUUUAUCCGGCCACUGAAAGAAGAGACUGGUUAUCUAGAUCGAGCAAUGGCGUAAGUGUUAAUAUCCCUCGUUCAUCCCAUACCGUCGUUAUAAUCGGUGAUAGAACUAGGGCGCAAAAUCAGAACAGACAGGGCCAACAAACGAUGUACGCGAUACCAAGAAAUCAUAAAAUAUAUCAGAAUACACCGAGAUUAACUCAUUACAUAGAGGAACCAAACGUUGGUUCUGGUUAUAUCAAGGAAUUGUGUUUCUCUGCAGAUGGUAGAUUAAUAUGUUCGCCUUUUGGUUAUGGCGUACGGUUCUUAGCAUUCUCCAGCGAUUGCGCCGAAUUAUCCAACUGCGUUCCUCCGGCUAACGAACCUAUGCAACUUUGCGAAAUAGCGACUAGCCUCAGUCACGGUGACAUUGUAGUUAGCACGAAAUUUUCACCAAAGCAUUGCUUGGUCGUUUCGGGUUGUCUCAGUGGAAAAAUAGUUUGGCAUCAGCCUGUACUUUAGUUGAAUCUAUUCUUCGACGAAAUUAAUACCUUUUUACAAUAUUAAAGGAAUUGCGCUUCUUUUUCGUAGAUCCAUUUUGUCGUUUGCUUUAUACCGAGCAACGUUUUCUUCACCUAGUUUAUUUUAUUUUUCUUUCGUUUUUUUUUCCUUUUUUUUUUUUUUU